AUGGGAAAUACUCACGUGGACCUGGUAGUGAUGGUGGACGGCUUUGAAGGUGAAAAAGGAACAGUGGUGGCUGGAAGCCGGGGCUACUUCCUGAAGGGAGUCCUUGUGUUCUUGGAGCAGGCCCUCAUCCAGCUUGCCCUUCAAACCCUUGCCUGCAGGGGCUAUACCCCCAUCUACACCCCUUUCUUCAUGAGAAAAGAGAUGAUGCAAGAAGUAGCACAGCUCAGCCAGUUUGAUGAGGAAUUAUACAAGGUGACUGGCAAAGGCAGUGAAAAAUCUGAUGAUAAUUUAGGGUUAGAGUCGGGAGUUGCUGCCCUGCACCCAGAUGAAUGGCUUCGACCAGAGGACUUGCCCAUCAAGUAUGCUGGCUUCUCUACCUGCUUCAGCCAGGAGGUGGGUCUUGACACCCGUGGCAUCUUCCCGGUCCAUCAAUUUGAGAAGAUCGAGCAAUUUGUCUAUGCCUCACCACAUGACAACAAAUCAUGGGAGAUGUUUGAUGAGAUGAUCAGCACUGCUGAGGAGUUCCAUCAGGCCUUGGGCAUCCCUUAUCAUAUUGUGAAUAUUGUCUCAGGCUCUUUGAACCAUGCUGCUAGUAAGAAGCUUGACCUGGAGGCCUGGUUCCCUGGCUCAGGAGCCUUCCGUGAAUUAGUAUCCUGCUCCAAUUGCACAGAGUAUCAGGCCCGUCGGCUCCACAUCCGCUAUGGGCAGACUAAGAAGAUGAUGGAUAAGAUGGAAUUUGACCUUGCACAGCCCUCUCUCACUUAG
Antechinus flavipes (yellow-footed antechinus) is the source of this 765-nucleotide messenger RNA. Its product is annotated as serine--tRNA ligase, cytoplasmic-like. Gene Ontology annotation, molecular function: serine-tRNA ligase activity; tRNA binding; ATP binding. The record is from RefSeq and is a predicted model, not a curated record. Bases 1 to 765 code for a protein of 254 amino acids. The transcript is spliced from 2 exons. Gene Ontology annotation, cellular component: cytosol. NCBI's taxonomy places the organism in Eukaryota, Metazoa, Chordata, Mammalia, Dasyuromorphia, Dasyuridae. Gene Ontology annotation, biological process: seryl-tRNA aminoacylation.